AUGGAAGCCGAAAACGUAUCAGAAAAUACAGAUACUCAAUUGGUUCCUGAGGCAAAUCUUGAAUCAAGUGGAGACGCUAAUCAUUCAACCUCAGCGGAAUUAGACACAGCGGAAAAAAAUGCUAAUCAUUCAGCCUCAGCAGAAUUAGACACAGAGGAAGAUAGUGCAACCCUAUUCAAGGAGACUAAGCUUCUUAGGGACACUCUCGAACUUCUGUUGAGCAAGUCGUCUGAGCAAAAGAAAGUUUGUGAGCAACUUUCUCAAGAGAACAGAUACUUACAAGAUUACGUGGAAAACCUCAUGUCAUCUGGCGGCGUUUUAGAGAAAUGA
This is a messenger RNA of Lachancea fermentati, 330 nucleotides long. Lineage: Eukaryota; Fungi; Ascomycota; Saccharomycetes; Saccharomycetales; Saccharomycetaceae. The record is from the annotation of a GenBank genome assembly.